AGUGGGUGGAGCCAGUGGGCUCCACCCGCGCCUCCUCCGGCUCGGCUACAACCUACUUUCUGCGGAGUCGUUCCAGACAGGUGAGAGAGGAACUUCUAAGACCGAUGCUGGUGAGCACCAAAGUCCCAGGCAGGGCCAGCCAGGACUGGGUCUUGGAUGGUGUAGAAAGAGCUGGAAGGGACACUGCAAAGAAGAAGGAAGAAGGAAGGAAGGCAGGGCCAUUACACAGAGCCUGGGGAGGGGCCAUGGUGCCAAGACAGUUUUGGGGGAGACUGGAGAAGCCACUUCUCUUCCUGUGCUGCGCCUCCUUCCUCCUGGGGCUGGCUUUGCUGGGCAUACAGCCAGACAUCGCCCCUGUUGCUUAUUUCUUUCUCACCUUGGGUGGCUUCUUCUUGUUUGCCUGCCUCCUGGCCUGUAUUCUGGAAAGGGGGUUCCGAUCAAUGCAGACCGAGAAUUCGGGGGCCUCAAGCAAUGCACGCGACAACGAGGCCUUUGACGUGCCAACCUAUGAAGAGGCUGUGGUGUUGGAAUCACAGUGCCGCCCCCAAGAGCUGGGUCAACCACCCCCCUACAGCAGUGUUGUAACCCCUCCAGUACUUGAGGAAGGACAGCCUGGCCAUCCAGAGGGGCCCGAAAGAGCUAGACUGGAAAGGCGAGUGGGCUCAGAGGGAUCUAUGACCUCAGGAAACCCUGGAAGAGCUCCAAUCAGCCUUCGGCUUCGGGGACCCCGAGCUGUGUCCACUGCUCCUGAUCUGCAGAUCUUGGGGAUGCCCCCCAAACUGGAGCCUCUUACCCCACCCCCUGACUAUGAUGUCAGCUUUGGUCAACCUGAUGAUGUUUUCUUUGAAAACAACCGGACACCCCCCUAAGAGACUAUGCCAGGAUAUACCCUCUCUGCGCCAGACUCAUUCAUUCAUUUGACCAACAUUUCCCAGUGCCUGCCACGUAUCAGAAACUCUGUUUCCACGUGGGGAACUUAACACAGAGGGGAGUCAGGCUAUCCUAAGCCUCUCCCAGCUGAGAUGUACAUAGCACUGUUGGAGUCUUCGAGUAACAUUCAGUGACCUACCCCAUAUCCAAUAUUUCCAGAGUUAGACGAGUAUGAGAGGAGUGACCCAGAGAAUCUGGAGAAGGAAGAAAAGAAACAUCUGAGUGACAGCUAUGCUGCUUCUGUUCUGGGUGCUUCAUCUCUAUUAGCACAAGAAGACUUUCCCAGCCUUGUGAGGUAUUACUGCCCUCAUUUGAAAAAUAAGGAUCCCAAGGGUCAGAGGAGUUUGAUAAUUUGCACAGGGGCACACUGCUAGUAAAUAGCAUAAAAAUGUUUACUCUUCUGA
Herpailurus yagouaroundi (jaguarundi) is the source of this 1334-nucleotide messenger RNA. It is a transcript of the gene TMEM139, whose product is annotated as transmembrane protein 139. The record is from RefSeq and is a predicted model, not a curated record. The coding region runs from base 105 to 869 and encodes 254 amino acids. The transcript has 4 exons. Lineage: Eukaryota; Metazoa; Chordata; Mammalia; Carnivora; Felidae.